This is a messenger RNA of Centruroides sculpturatus (bark scorpion), 446 nucleotides long. RefSeq lists its product as uncharacterized. The record is from RefSeq and is a predicted model, not a curated record. The transcript is spliced from 4 exons. The coding region runs from base 28 to 417 and encodes 129 amino acids. Lineage: Eukaryota; Metazoa; Arthropoda; Arachnida; Scorpiones; Buthidae.
UCAAAACCAAAUGUUAAAUUCGAGCCAAUGGAAGAAAAAGAUUUUGAAGAUUUCACUCCUCAUAAAACUCCAUCGCAGCUGUCAGUUAGAACUACAAUCAACAUUGAUGAUUCUCCCGAUGGCAAAUACGGCACAGAAGGCACAACUGAAUCUGAAGAUGAAGGAACUGUAUAUUAUCCCAGAGCGCAUCGUCCAAAGAAAAAACAAUUUACUCCAGAGUCUCCUCCCAAAAAAUUACCUUUCAUUCGUUAUAAAAUAGAAUUAACUGAUUCUGAUGACGACGAUGAUGAUUACUUUAUACCCAUUAAACCUGCUUUACAUGAAAGUUUAGGAAAACGCAAUGCUUCGAGAUUUAGAGAACACGGAUAUAACGUGAAGCAUAAAAUUUUAGUAGGGAAUGACGGCGCAUCAAAAUAAUUAACGUGUCAUUUGGUUUAAUUGCUAUA